GUGGUGGUGGGUUACCCGAGUUGAAGUAGGUAGUAGAACGGUUCGUUUAAGGGUCCAAUUAACCAACACAUUUGAUUCACGCGACGCCCAUAACCAUAACACUCCGAUUCAACUCAACUCUCUCUGCUCCUUCACGCAGCCACACACCACUUCCUCCAUCUCCCAUUCUUCCUCUCCUUUUCAACAAAGAUCCAAAUGCCUUCAGCUUCCUAAACACGCAAACCAAUGGCAGAAACCGUAGUUUUCUUCGUCGCCGCCGCCGCCGCCGCUGCCGGAGAACCUCCUCUCUCACGGUUCUUCAAUCGAACCUUUCUCUCCGUCAAGCAGCACCUCCUCGCUCACAUUUUCCGCCUCCAAAACGACGCCGUCGCACCUGCCAGGAUUUGCCGUGACGUGGAUGCGGCCUUUGGGAAAAAAUGCGAAGUGAACGCCGGAGAUUGUUCGCCAAACGACAGGGGUUUUGGCGCCGACGACAAUGGCCGGCACGCCGUUUUCAAUGCGCUGGAUACUAUGCUUAAGGACAGUUUAGAGCGUCUGAAGAUAAUGAGGGAAAACCUAUGUUUGGUAAAGAUAGGUCUAACUAUGGGAUAUGCACGUGAAUCUAAGUAUGCUGAAAAUACAGCCACUAUUAGGUCUUUGUGCUUGGAUGGUAAGUUGGGAGCAGCUUUUUGGCUUCAGAGAAAAAUGGUGCAGAAAGGUGUUGUUCCUGAUGCGUUUACCCACAACCAUAUUGUAAAUGGGCUGUGCAAAAUUGGUCUUCUGGAGAAGGCAGAUUGGGUUGUUAAAGAGAUGUUAGAAUUUGGUCCUCGUCCCAACUGUGCCACUUAUAACACUUUGAUUAAGGGCUAUUGUGCUGUUAAUAGUGUGGAUAAGGCUUUGUAUCUGUUCUCCGCCAUGGCCAAUGCUGGGAUUCUGCCAAACAGGGUUACUUGUAACGUGCUGGUGCAUGCACUGUGUGAGAAAGGUUUUGUGAAGGAAGCUAAAAGGAUGCUUGAAGCAAUAUUAAAGGAUAAUGACGAGAAAGAUAUACCCGAUUUAGUUACCUCUACUAUAUUUAUGGAUAGUUACUUUAAGAAUGGAGCCAUUGUUCAGGCUCUUAGUCAUUGGAGUCACAUGCUUCAAAAUUGUACUAAAGUUGAUGUUGUAGCUUAUAAUGUUCUUAUCAAUGGAUUUUGCAAGAGUCUACAAAUGCACCUUGCCUAUGGAUAUGCAUGUGAGAUGUUUAAGAAAGGUUUGCUUCCUGAUGUUUUUACUUAUAAUAUUCUCAUUGGUGCUCUUUGUAAGGAAGGCAAAAUUAGCGAGGCUUGCUAUACCCUUGGUGUUAUGUCAAAUAUGGGGAUUAUGCCUGAUCAAAUAACUUACCAGACUGUGAUUCGAGGCCUGUGUUUUGAUGGAGAGAUUGUUAGAGCAAAAAACUUGCUUUCGUGUAUGUUGAACAAUUUAAUGGUGCCCAAGCCUUUAAUAUGGAACCUAAUAAUUGACUUAUAUGGGAGAUAUAAUGAUCUUAGUAAUGCAUUUUUAACAAGAGAUCAGAUGCUGGCUUUUGGCGUUCUCCCAAAUGUAUUUACUUAUAAUGCUUUAAUCCUUGCACAAGUAAAGAGUGAAAAUUUCUAUGGUGCUUGCUCUCUGAAGGAAGAGAUGAUAUCAAAAGGUCUCUGUCCUGAUGUAGUUACGUAUAAUUUGUUGAUAGGUGCUGCUUGUAAUUUAGGUCGUCCUGAUUUUGCACUUCAAUUACAUAAGGAGAUGGUGCAGAGGGGGUAUGAACCAGAUUCAAUAACUUUAACAGAACUUGUUAGGGGGUUCUGUAUUAGAAGUAACAUGAAAGAGGCAGAAGAGCUCUAUGCCAAAAUACUAAAAUCUGGUUUAUUGAAUGAUCAUGUUCCAGUGCAGAUCCUUUUUAAUAAGUUCUGCAAAUUGGAGGAACCAGUUAGAGCAUUUAACAUCUAUCAAGACUUGUUGGAAAGUAAAAAAGCUAGUCGUCCUUACUAAAUUCCACAAUAUGGCUUUAGACAUCAUGAAGUUGCAAGUUCUGGAAAAAGAGAGCCACAUUUGCUUUAAAGGCACUUGUUAUUUCUACUGAAAUUCAGACUUCCAUUGAAAUGUCGGCAGUGGUUCAUAUGAGUAAUGAAUGCUCCAGGUCUUUUAUGGGAUUGCAACAUACUUCCAUACUCCAGAAGAUGUCAUCAGCAGAUACAAGUAAAAGUGUAAAACAAGUUCAGGGCUUGUUAUGCUUCUACUCAGUAGAAGGAGCAGUUGGAAGAAGUGUUGCUUCUCUAGUUGGAGGUUAUCAUGACAGAUGUCCAAAAGUGUACCAUUGUCUUGGGCCGAGUGUGGCUAACAGAAAACCUGGGGAAUUAUAAGCACUGCUGCUGUGGUUCAUACUUCGUAAUGUUGAAGGAUUCAAACUGCAAAUUUAGGUGGGUGUGCUAACCAUUUUAUUGUUAGUUAGUGUUUGUAAAUGUUAAUGGCGAAGUCUAGUUUAGCUAGCAUAUUUACUAGUGAUUUUAAUUGGUGGAUAAAUAAAUAGGAUACAUGGAUUGAAAUGUAGCUUUAUCUUUACUUUGUAUUUGAAAAUUUAAAAGAAUUUAGUUGCAGCCACAACCACAACGGAUUGUGUCACCGUAGGAAAUAUGACAGCCAGGGCAUAUUUUUAAGAGGCUGAUAAUUUAUUCAUCUUGUCAAUGUAAAAUGUUGGAAUGUUGAGGCGAAAUGUCUAUGCUUCAGCUACGUUUGAUUGAGAAAUGUAUACGCACAUAAAAAUUGAAACCCGUCAGAAAUGUAAAUUGGCGUUGCGGAUUGUGA
Cajanus cajan (pigeon pea) is the source of this 2802-nucleotide messenger RNA. RefSeq names its product Tetratricopeptide repeat (TPR)-like superfamily protein. The record is from RefSeq and is a predicted model, not a curated record. Gene Ontology annotation, molecular function: protein binding. Lineage: Eukaryota; Viridiplantae; Streptophyta; Magnoliopsida; Fabales; Fabaceae.